Messenger RNA from Mustela lutreola (European mink), 2944 nucleotides. RefSeq names its product ADAM metallopeptidase domain 29 (gene ADAM29). Gene Ontology annotation, molecular function: metalloendopeptidase activity. Gene Ontology annotation, biological process: proteolysis; male gonad development. The coding region runs from base 293 to 2926 and encodes 877 amino acids. The record is from RefSeq and is a predicted model, not a curated record. NCBI's taxonomy places the organism in Eukaryota, Metazoa, Chordata, Mammalia, Carnivora, Mustelidae. The transcript is spliced from 2 exons. Gene Ontology annotation, cellular component: plasma membrane; sperm head plasma membrane; external side of plasma membrane.
GGGAAAUCUUCCUCAUCUCUCCUCCCAUUCUUCUCUAUGACAUCUGUUUGAACUGUCUUGAUAAACUUUCAAGAAAAGAAGUUAUCAACAUAACCAUGAGGCAUAACCACUUUCAUCUACAUGCUUUACUUACAAGGCUGAUAUUAUAAUGGUUCAACUCUGCCAGAAGAUAGAUCCUCAAUAAUUAGCCCUGCACACUGACCAGCUCAGGCUAAGAAGCCAGAGCAUCUAUGACUAUCAGUUUUGCCUGCCUUCUUCUCUGGACUAGUGUUUACAUAGUGGUGAUUUUAUAAUGACUAUGAUUAAAGCUCUGCUGGACAUGAGGAUCAUGCUUCUGCUGUACUGGCUUGGGGUGUUUCUGUCCUUUUGUGGACACACUGAGGCUGACCACUCCCAAUACAAUAGUCGCCCAGAAGUGGUGAUUCCUUUGAAGAUACUUGGCACAGGCAGAGGCGUGAAGCCUUCAGACUGGCUCUCUUAUAGCCUGCAUUUUGGGGGCAGGAAACACAUUGUCCACAUAAAGGUCAAGAAGUAUUUGCUGUCCAGGCACCUCCCAGUGUUCACCUACACAGAUCAAGGUGCUCUCCUUGAGGACCAACCCUUUGUUCACCAUGACUGCUACUAUCACGGUUAUGUGGAAGGGGACCCAGAAUCCCUGGUUGCCCUCAGUUCCUGUUUUGGUGGCUUCCGAGGAUUGUUACAGAUAAAUGACAGUGCUUAUGAAAUUAAGCCCAUGACUUUUUCUACUAAAUUUGAACAUUUGAUAUAUAAAAUGGAGAGUGAGGAGUCUGAGUUUUCAGAAAUGAACUCUGACUUUGUGCUAGAGGAAAUUGUACCCCAACUGGAGUCUCAAGAGAUUAAUAAUUUCACUCAGAAGCAAAGUGGUUAUGGGAGCUGGUGGCGCCAUUUUUUUAUUGUUGAACUAGUAGUGGUGGUGGACCAUACUCUAUAUCUUCAUAUAAAAAAGAAUAUUUCAAAGUAUACUGAAGAUCUAUAUACUAUCAUAAAUAUAGCAGAUUCUAUUUAUGAGAUAUUGGGUAUUAGAUUGUUAUUGUUUGGUAUGGAGUUCUGGACUGAAAAAAACUACAUUGACGUUAAUGAUACAAGUAGAUCUCUGAGAUAUUUUUGCACUUGGAAAAAUGGUAACCUUGCUCCCCGCCUGCCACAUGAUACUGCACAUCUUUUUAUGCAUAAACCAGUAGGAGGAAUGAGUGGUUUAGGUUAUGUUAGAGGGAUGUGUCAACCACUCCAGAGUUGUGCAAUUGUUACUAUGUUAAACAGAUCCGUGAGCUUGGUUGGAAUUGCAGUAGCUCAUCAUAUUGGCCAUAAUUUGGGUAUGUUUCAUGAUGGUCAUUUUUGUACAUGUGGACACUUUAGAUGUAUAAUGCAUACUUCAAACCCACCAAUAACAACAUUUAGCAAUUGUAGUCUUUCUUAUUUUUGGUUAUAUACUAUACAUGAAGCAAAAUGUAUGCUCUACGAGAUAUACACAAAGGAUAUAUUUUCAAAGAAGCGUUGUGGGGAUGGUAUUGUUGAAGAAGAAGAGGAGUGUGACUGUGGACCUUUACAGAAUUGUGCAAAAGAUGCCUGUUGUCUAUCAAACUGCACUAUGACUUAUGGGUCUGCUUGUGCUCACGGACUUUGUUGCAAAGAUUGCCAGUUAUUACCAUCUGGAGAAAUGUGUAGAAGAGAGGCCAAUGAAUGUGACCUUCCAGAGUGGUGUGAUGGAUCAUCCCCUCAGUGCCCAGAUGAUGUGUAUGUGAAGGAUGGAAUUCCUUGUAAUAAAAGUGCCUAUUGCUAUGAGAGGAGAUGUAAUGACCGCAAUGAACUGUGUAAGCAGAUUUUUGGCCCGGAGGCAAAGAGUGCAAGUCAAAAUUGCUACAAAAAUAUAAAUACUCUUGGUGACCGCUUUGGUAACUGUGGUACCCACCAGUCUUCAUAUGUAAAAUGUAAUAUCUCAGACAUCCUGUGUGGGAGACUUCAGUGUACGAAUGUGAGAGAAAUUCCCCUUUUGAGGGAUCAUUCUACUGUGCAUCAGUAUCGCUUUAAUGAGGUCACCUGCUGGGGUCUCGACUACCACUUUGGGAUGCCCAAACCUGAUAUUGGUGAAGUACAAGAUGGCACAAGGUGUGGUGAAGAACACCUCUGCAUUGACAGGCAGUGUGUCCAUAUAUCUCACUUGGAUAGUAAUUGCUCACCUGAGUUCUGCAACAUGAGGGGCAUUUGCAACAACAGACAUCACUGCCACUGCAACUAUAUGUGGGACCCACCCAACUGCCUAGUAAGGGGCAAUGGAGGUAGCGUUGAUAGUGGCCCACCCCCUAAGAGAGAAAAGUUUAACAAAAGUUAUGUGGUAUGGUUCUCGCUUUUUUGGUUGUUUCUCUUAUUAUGUUGUCUUCUUUACUUUUGUCUGAAAAGAAAAAAGAAAGAGGAAAAAGUUCCAACUCAACCUGCAAAGCCAGAGCAAAAGGUGCCGAGUGCGGCUGCAAAGCCAGCGCAAAAGGCUCCGAGUGGGGCUGCAAAGCCAGCGCAAAAGGCGCCGAGUGGGGCUGCAAAGCCAGCGCAAAAGGCUCCGAGUGGGGGUGCAACGCCAGUGCAAAAGGCUCCGAGGGGGGGUGCAAAGCCACCUCAAAAGGCUCCAAGUGGGGCUGCAAAGCCAGCGCAAAAGGCUCCGAGUGGGGGUGCAACGCCAGUGCAAAAGUCUCCGAGUGGGGCUGCAAAGCCACCUCAAAAGGCGCCGAGUGGGGCUGCAAAGCCAGCGCAAAAGGCUCCAAGUGGGACUGAAAAGACACCUCAAAAGGCUCCAAAGUCUCCGAGUCAGACUGCAAAACCACAGCAAAAUGUUCAGAGUCAAUCCAGCAUAUCAGUUCGCCAGAGUCAAAGUGGGAAACAAAAGUCAUCAAGCAUGAAAAGUGCACCUAAAUAAUCAUGCAUUAAAAAAAGG